AUGCGCGUAGAAGCGCAAAUACUUAACUUUAUGUACAGCACUAACGACUCGCAAUGGUCUCCUAACAACCUAUCUUACAUGUGCCGGACAGCCGCGGAUCUCGAAUCCCAAAUAGAUCACUGGUCCAGAAACCGACCAUCCAUAAUCCACUUCGAAGAAUGGGACUCGGCACCCAGAUUUGAGCUAACGUACAACCUGCAAGCACGGGUUCUGCAGCUGAGAUCGUGGCUCUAUCGGCCAUUUGUAUACUACGCAAUUCAUCAUGAUAGUGGGCAGAUUAAUGAGAAUGAGGAGGCUAAGAAAUUUAUGCGGAAAGCUAUCGAGUGCAGUUUCCAUAUGAUCAACUCCAAGGCGACGCAGCACCGACAUCAUGGAACCUGGUUUGUCGCCCGCGGUGUACUCAGUUCAGCCCUGUUAAUCAUUGCAGCUGUCAAGGCGGACAAGGGACUUGUGGACUAUUUGGCAGAUUGGCCGGACUUGUUAGACCAGGCGAUAAGGUCUUCGACUCAUUGGGCUUCGGAGGCGCGGGAUCUGGCUUACGCGGCUGUUGUUCUUGCUAAUCUCAAGGAAAAGUUGUGUACUUAA
Messenger RNA from Aspergillus luchuensis, 585 nucleotides. RefSeq names its product fungal specific transcription factor domain-containing protein. The coding region runs from base 1 to 585 and encodes 194 amino acids. The transcript is spliced from 2 exons. The record is from RefSeq and is a predicted model, not a curated record. NCBI's taxonomy places the organism in Eukaryota, Fungi, Ascomycota, Eurotiomycetes, Eurotiales, Aspergillaceae.